Messenger RNA from Mizuhopecten yessoensis (Yesso scallop), 6633 nucleotides. Its product is annotated as zinc finger protein Xfin-like. Bases 382 to 5190 code for a protein of 1602 amino acids. NCBI's taxonomy places the organism in Eukaryota, Metazoa, Mollusca, Bivalvia, Pectinida, Pectinidae. The record is from RefSeq and is a predicted model, not a curated record. Gene Ontology annotation, biological process: negative regulation of transcription by RNA polymerase II. The transcript is spliced from 3 exons. Gene Ontology annotation, molecular function: DNA-binding transcription repressor activity, RNA polymerase II-specific.
AUUAGUAUAAGCACGGAAUUAGAUUUAAUACCGUGGUAUAAGUGGGUGCCAUAUCUAGUGGGGUGCGAUAAUAUAUCACAUAUUCCAGAACGUGAGCACCUACGAACUGGACCACAGGUGACAGACAAGGCUAGUACCUGUGACUGGAUCGCUUUCGUUUAUCGCAAUCCAAACGUUUGAACGGGUUGUGACCAGAGUUGUGCAUCGAUGAAAUAGUGUUGGACCAUUAGUAAUCUGAUGCUGCUUUCAGGCGAGCCUUGACCAAGCCUUGCAAGGCCUAUUCAUAAACUUUUGCAUAUCCGCCAGCCAGCACUGAAGUGAUGGAAGUUAACUGACAGAUCCAGACUGUAAAGGGGGAUUGUAAAAAAUCCAAAAGUCAGAAUGUCAAUUCAUUCGGCAGAUGAUCUGAUUCAGCUUGCGGAAGCAUCUGAAAGGGUUCGAGCUGGACGUGUUGGGGUCAUUGGGCAGAACAUCAUUGCUGGGGCACCUGGACCAGAUGGAGAUAAAGAGGUUGAAGGUCAGAGUGAAGAUGGAAACCAAGGUCAUGCACAGGUCAGAGGUCAAGGGGACAUUGUACAGUCUAUAUGUAUAGAAUCAAACAAUGAAGGUUAUGAAGGAUCUGACCAGAUUGUAAGCAUUUCUGGCGGAGGCCAGCAGACACAGACAAUCAUUUUACAGGAAUCUGAGGAGCUGGGAAGCCUUCUUCAAGAAGCUGGAGUUGUGCAUAUCAUUGUACAAGAUGAGGACGGAACCAGCAAUAGCAACAGCCAAGGGGAGACAACUGCAGUCAUAGCUGACAACAUUGGAGAGUUGCUGGACAGAAUAGCUAGUAUCACUGGUGAAUCUGUCAGUCAGGAGAUUAUAACAACAUUUUCUAAGGACGAACCAAGUUCUGAAGGUACAGGUGAAGAAGAUAUCGUGGAUAGAAUUACGGGAAAUGAUGGUAUAAAAGGAGAAAUUGAUGAUAUGCAGAGUAGUGGGUUUAUUAUCCAUGAAGGGGAACAGUAUAAUAUGUCUAUUACACAAAAGGGUGAAGAGUACAGUGUAACUGUUGUACAGGGAGGUGAACAGAACAGCCUUCAAGAAGUACAGAAAAGUGAACAUUCCAGCAGCCCAGACGUCAAGUUAGAAGAGGAAAACGAUGAAACGAUGCACACUGAGGAUACUUUAGGAGAGCACAAUGAUGAAGGCACUGAAGACGAAGCUUCAGCAAACGAAGAAGCUGAGGAACCUGGCAAGAAGAAGAAGAAGAGAAAGAAAAAGAAAAAAAUAUUUAAAAAAGAUAAUGCUAUCAAUACAAGUCCAGACAAGAUAAACAUUGAGAAUGAAGACACAUCGGGAGUAAAGCGAGUCCGUCCAAUCAAGUGUGACGGAUGUAGUGAAACAUUCCAGGAUCAGGUUACAUUUAAGGCUCACAGGCUGGAGAGUGGAGAGAGGCCACACACAUGUGACGAGUGUAAACUGGACUUUGUCUGGAAGGUCGAUCUUGCCCGACACAAUCGUGAAAAACAUGUAUACAUGUGUGCCGAAUGUAGCAAGUUGUUUCCAACCAAGACUACACUAGAUCUUCACCUGUUUCAGACCCACAACAAACCGACACCCCACCGCUGUCAUGAUUGCAAUAAGAAGUUCCAGUCUGCAGAGGCGCUAGAAGAACAUGUCAAAUGCCACCAAAACGACCCCAAAACCAAGUGUGAAACCUGCGGUAAGACAUAUGUUACCAAGUACCUGCGUCAACACAUGCUUCAGCACAAUGGCACCAAACCUUACAUCUGUGAUAUUUGUGGAAUGGGAUUCACCACUAAGCGGUCUGUCACCUUCCACAAGACGAUUCACUCUGGGGAUAAGCCUUAUGAAUGUGACAUCUGUCACAAGACGUUUCGUCUGGAGGCACUCGUACGAUCUCAUAAGAGGACACACAUGAAGAGUAAACCAUUUCUGUGUUCUUUCUGCGGGAAAGGUUUCACCUCAAACUCAGACCUACAGCGCCACCUACAGGUUCACACAUCAGCAUGGAAGUUCAAAUGUUCCAUAUGUGAUCAGGGUUUUGGACAAAAAGGUCAGCUUGAUACACAUUUCCGGAAACACACUGGUGAGAAACCAUUUAAAUGUGAUCAAUGUCCCUGUUCCUAUCGAAGCUGGAAAAGUCUAAAAGAUCACAAGAAGACUCACUUGGAUGUUAAACCGUACAUGUGUGAGGUUUGUGGAAAGGGAUAUAUUCGCAACGCUCUGCUCCAGCAGCACAUGCAGAUUCAUGCGAAAGCUGAGAUCAAAUGCAAAACCUGUGGAAUCAUCAUCGAACGGUUGGAUUUGUAUCGGGAACACAUGAAGGAACAUAGGGAGGAGAAGGAGAAAUUAUGUAACUAUGAAUGCCAAAUUUGUCAGAAAAAAUUCUAUAUUCAAGUUCGUUACCAGAGACAUCUUGAUCUUCAUGCUGAAAGAGGACAGACAAUAUUCCCAUGUAACAUCUGUUCGAAGCGAUUCAAGUCUCAGGCAAUUUUAGACUCUCACCGACUGAAAAAGCACAAUUGUCCUCCUUCUGAUGUAGCAAUGCAACAGCAACAGCUCCCCCAGCAGCAGCAGCAAGCUGCUCAUUAUCUGGAAAACUCGCAACAACAGACUCAACAUCCACAGCAACAGAUGCAACAGCCACAGCAACAGCUUUCUGAGUCUCAGCUUCAUCAUCAACAUUUACAGCAGACACCCCCACAGCCUCAUCAACAGCAGCAGCAUAUUUCACAGCAAUCUAUUCUAGCCCCACAGCACCACAGCCAGCAAUCCCAACUCUCACAUCCACAAAAUCCUCAGCAGCCUCCUCAACAGUCACUACUUAAUCACCAUCAAAUGUCCCAGCAACACCCCCAACAGUCACUUCUGGCUCCACAACAGAAUUCUCAACAGCACCUUCAACAAUCUCUACUUCCUAAUCUACAGAAUUCUCAGCAAAUUCCUCAUCUUCAGAAUUCUCCUCAACAACUCCAGCAGUCACUGCUGUCAGAACAGCAAGUUUCUCAACAAUAUAAUGAACUGUCGCAACUUUCUCAUCUUCAAACUCCUCAGCAGCCUCAUCAACAGUCUCUCCUGUCUCACCAAUCAUUGCUUGUCCAGCAAAGCCAGCAUUCUGUUUCUCCCCUACAGAACCCUAACAACCAGGUAAUGGAUCAUUCCGUGUCACCCCUACAGAACCAUACCCAGGCCAUGGAGCAGACCGCCAUACAAGUGGCACCGCACUCAAUGCAAGGAAACAUCUUCACCUGUACACUGUGCCAAAGGACAUGUGACAAUGCCGAAAAAUACGAGAGCCAGCGAACCCCUGGAAAUUUCAUCUGUAUCAAGUGCCAUCUUAAGGAAGGCUCGUCCAUGAAUAAAAUCCGAUACAAAUGCGCAAUCUGUGACCGGUUAUUUAUAGACCUUCAGAAGGCCCAGCUGCAUAGUAAGGCCCAUGCAAAUACUCCAGAAGUGUCCGUCAGUGUUACCGACUCAACUGAACAGACCUACAUGGUACAGAUCGUUGAAGGUGACGGUGAAAAGGGAGGUAACAAGGUCAUUCACUACUGUGAUAUAUGUGGAAAGGGUUACACGUGGAUUAACAGUCUUCACAGACACAAGAAACUCCACUGUACAGAAAAUCUUAAGAUCAAGAACACGAGCUUCAAGAACUAUAAGUGCGAAAUUUGUGGGAAGGGAUUCACUUGGAGGUCUAAUCUGAACCGCCACAAGCAAACACAUCGCGACAAGAUUAUUUAUAUUUUCCGUACGGACGGCGAGGAUAUGACUCUGGAGGAAGAUACCGCAGCAACUGAUAAACCAUUCCAUGUGACCGGUAUUGAGGGAACCGAUUAUUUGGAAAUGGAUUCCACAUAUGAGGAUCAUUUGGUCGAGGAACAGAUUGAAAAUAAGGAUGUUGAUAAGACAUUUACAUGUGAUGUUUGUGGAAAGUCUUUCUUGUGGCAGAAUAGUAUGAUAACUCACAGAAACUCACAUUUCGUUUUCAACAGUCAGCCAAACAUUGGGAACACCAUGACUUACUCCAACAACAUCCCUAGCCUCACAACAUCUCCGAAUAAGAUGGAACAGAUGGGCGACCAGAGCAGCCUUGGGAACAUGAUCCCAGCCAGUAACACUAUUGUAAUACAGUCGUCGGUGAACAAUUUGAUGACUGUGAACAAUCCCGGUAUAGCUCAAGUCGUGUCCAAUGUACACCACCCUAACAGUAACACUGGCAACAUUAACACCGUGGACGCCGUCGUUCAGGUGGUACAGACGGACUACAUCUGCGACGUGUGCGGAGGUGACUUUUUCACACAGAAAAAUUUAGAAGCUCACAAACAAGUCCACCUGAUACCAGAAGUGGUCAUAGGCUAUUCAGAAACUAAUCACAUGGAAUAUCCGGCACUUCCCUCCGAUAAAAAAUUUGCCUGUGAUGUCUGCGGUAAAGGUUUCAGCUGGAGUAACAGUUUAAGUCGUCAUAAACAGGUCCACAAACGGCAGGUCUCGUCUUUGAUUCCAGGUACAAGCCUGUCCGAGCAAGAAGACAUGCAGAAGCCAUUCAAGUGUGACUACUGUGGAAAGGGGUUUGCACGUCGUGAUAACUUGAACUAUCAUAGACGAAUCCAUCAGGGUGCUAAGCCAUACAGCUGUCACAUUUGUGGGAAGUCGUUUAACUGGGGUUCGUAUUAUAAACAGCACAUGGUCAUGCACAAGGGGGAUAAACCGUAUGUAUGUAAGUUCUGUGGGAAGGCGUAUGCCUGGAAUCUUUUGUUACAAAACCACUUGAGGACUCACACUGGAGAGAAACCAUUUCAGUGUGAGAUAUGCAAGAAAAAUUUCCGUCAGAGAUCUCAUUUGGCAGUACACAUGAGGAGCCAUUCGGGUGAAAAGAUGAGCAAAUGCGAUGUCUGUAAUAAAAAGUUUUUUGAUUCAUCCUCACUCAGACGUCACAUGAGAAUUCACUCAAAGGAGAAGCCAUACAAAUGUGAAAUAUGCAAUAAACAGUUUUCAGAUAGUUCCAAUCUAAAAAGCCACAUGCGAAGACAUACCGGGGUCAAACCAUUCGAAUGUGGCGCCUGUGGAAGAAUGUUCAGUGUAAAACAAAACCUAACGCGUCACUUCAUCAUACACAGAAAAGAAGAAGCCAUGGCCAAGGAGAGGGCAGGAUUGACUGGGAAAAAGUCAAAGGAAAAAUCGUGAAAUACCUAGUACUACUGAGGUAGACUUUUUCUGAACAAUAUACAGUAAUGUCUUAUGUCUGAUUAAUUAGAUACUGUGAAAAUAUAGAAAAGGGUGGAAAAAAAAAGAUAGCAUCCGUAUGCGUACAAGAUUAUUUUUUUCCCGGUGAAAUGUACAUCAUAUACAUCAUAUACAUAUAUGAUGUACACUUCACCGUCUGUUCCCGAAGGCACUAUUUAGAGAACUUGUUAGUUUUUGUCCUAAAGACAUAAUAUAUAAACUUGCUGAAAGCACUAUAGAUAAAGACCACUUUUUUUUCAACUCUGAAGGCACAAGAGAGAAGACAUUUUUGAUUCUCCUAGUGCAUGUAUUGGGUAAUUGCUAACAUAAAUCUUGUAAGUUUUACACUGAUGUAAAUGUGAAUUUUUGAGCUGAAAAUGCUUGGGGGGGGGGGGGAAACACUCGACGCCCAUUCUCACUUAUCAUGCGCCAUUAACCGAAAAUCAUGUCGCAUGAUCUUUUCACCACCUAUAAAAUAGCCUAUAUGUUAAAAACUAUAGUUCACUGUUUUAACAUUGAUGUUUUCCAAACUCAUACAAUUUUUUUAAUGAAAAUGUACGGUAAUUUUUACAUGAACAUGCCAAUAUACUCAAUUAAUCAUUGUCGCGUCACUUUUUCUGAUACAAAAAGCUUUGCAUUUGUGUUCAGUUUAAGUUUACUUAUAUCCAAACCAAAUUUGAUUAAUUCAAUAUCAAUAAUUUAAGCUAAAACAUUAUUUUUUAGCGAUUAUCUACUGUCGCAAAAUGUCAUGCCAGAUACGUUACUAAACAAAACACCCAUAAUACAAGCAUUUAUUAUCAGUAAAUACAAGUUUGAAAAUAUCUUGGUAUAUUGACUCAAGGUUUCUUAUAUCGCAUAUAAAUCCAUCGACAUUAGUUCCAUAGACAUAUAUCAAGUAUCCUGUAUGAAACUUGGUAUUCAUGGUUUGUCCGUUAAAAUCUCAACAGAUACGUGACCUGUAUUUGGGUUUUUUAUAGCUUACACUAUACAACUGAAGUAUAGUGAUAUUGUAUACAGUUAAAUAGCAUUAUAUUGUGUUAUCAAUGUACGUAUCAAACAAGUGAUUCCAUUUACUUUACCAAUACUAACUCCAUGUUUUUGUUAUGCCCUAAUUACCACUUUGUAAAAUAGAUAUUUACAGGUGAGCAUCACAUUUGUUACAGCUCUGGAUGAUUUUUUUUCAAAUUGAUUUUGAAAAAUAUUAGUGAGUUGUUCACCCUUUUCUCAUAUACCAUGUGCAAAUAAAUUUUCAUUGCAUUUUAAUUUUUGUCUUUUUCGUCCUCAGUAAUGAGGGGAAAUUAAUCAUUGCAUUGACAUUAGGAAAAAGCCUAAUUAACUCAUUCACCCCUGAAAUUUCAUAAUGAACUAUUCCAACUUUUUAUUUGGAAGAGUUCAACUGUGCCU